This is a messenger RNA of Phytophthora infestans T30-4, 312 nucleotides long. RefSeq lists its product as uncharacterized. The coding region runs from base 1 to 312 and encodes 103 amino acids. The transcript has 3 exons. The record is from RefSeq and is a predicted model, not a curated record. NCBI's taxonomy places the organism in Eukaryota, Oomycota, Peronosporomycetes, Peronosporales, Peronosporaceae.
AUGUUAGACAUAACACCAAAAGCAACUCGUAGUGACCCAGCUGCGCCUGUUGUUAGUUUACCUGCGUUUGGAUUACCUGCUGCUGCAGAUGCUACCAUAACAGGAACUGUAGAACUACCAUUUAAUGAUAAAGACGAUAAGCUCAUUAGAUCACCAGUAGCAGUCGUAAUAUCAACAAAACCUAUCCAGUUCUUUGAAGAUGGGAUGGAGAAUUGCACCACUUUGCGUUGUAGGCCACCCAAGCGUGUUUGUUGCUGUAAUCGCUGUUCCAGAGGCAUCAGAGGUACCGGUUUGCUGUGGAUUCCAAAUUAG